CUUGUCGUAGUUCUCCUCCCAAAGUUUGAUAGCUCAGCUCAUCAAUGGCGACUAAGAGAACGGGAGCCGGCAAAUCCGGCGGUAGAGACUCGAGCAUCUUAGCGAAGAUCGCGAAUCAUGAAAUCGCCAAUAAGGGGAGACGUGCAGCGUGCGACGCAGUCUACGUGUCGAAGAAGCUGUUACGAAGUACGGGGAAAGCUGCGUGGAUCGUGGGGACGAGUUUUCUCAUCCUCGUCGUGCCUUUACUCAUCCAAGCGGAGCGAGAUCAGAUGUUAGGCGAGAUUGAGCUUCAGCAAGCCAGCAUCCUCGGACCUCCACCUCCAGGAGCUCUACAAUAAGUAUAACUGUAGAAACCGAUCAUAUUAGAUAAUUAAAUUUCGAUUUUCAUGCCGUCCGAUUAGUUUCUAUUAGUUUCAUCUAUUAGUAUAAAGGAAGGAUCUUUUGGUGAUAACUUGAGCUUCCUUUAUUGUAUUGAUUCCUCAAGAAUAUUUAUGUUUUUCAUUAUCACAGUGUUUUUAUGUCA
Molecule: messenger RNA, 523 nt
Organism: Raphanus sativus (radish)
Lineage: Eukaryota; Viridiplantae; Streptophyta; Magnoliopsida; Brassicales; Brassicaceae
Product: mitochondrial import receptor subunit TOM9-1-like
Exons: 1
Coding region: 45-338 (97 amino acids)
Biological process (GO): intracellular protein transport
Cellular component (GO): mitochondrial outer membrane
Source: RefSeq, a predicted model, not a curated record